This is a messenger RNA of Habropoda laboriosa, 1258 nucleotides long. RefSeq names its product homeobox protein XENK-2-like. The coding region runs from base 374 to 1258 and encodes 294 amino acids. NCBI's taxonomy places the organism in Eukaryota, Metazoa, Arthropoda, Insecta, Hymenoptera, Apidae. The record is from RefSeq and is a predicted model, not a curated record. The transcript is spliced from 4 exons. Gene Ontology annotation, biological process: regulation of transcription by RNA polymerase II; cell differentiation. Gene Ontology annotation, molecular function: RNA polymerase II cis-regulatory region sequence-specific DNA binding; DNA-binding transcription factor activity, RNA polymerase II-specific. Gene Ontology annotation, cellular component: nucleus.
CUCACGAAACUAUGAGAUUGCAUUUCCUUCACUUGCCUCGAAUUAACGCGCGUUCGCGUAUUGUUGGAUAAAUUAAGAAACGGAUCGAGGAAGUUCGUGAAGAAAUUUGUACGUUUGAUGGACAAGAACGAGGAAAUUGGAUUAAUUGAAUCGAUCGAAGUGUGUAAUUAGACGUGUUCCUUUGCCAGAGAAAAUAAAUAUCGUUUCGAAUGAACUCGUCGCCAAAGAUCAGCCGCUUCCGAGGUUGAACGCGUCUAGAAUAGACAGCAGGACUUUCUCGCGAGCUUCUCUGCGAAUUGAGCGAGAUUUCGAUCGAAAGGAAGGCAGAGAAAGGGUGAAAGAAGGAUAGCAGAGGAAAAGAGAAAGCUGGAAAAUGGCAAGCGGAUACGACGAUUGCUACGACGCAUCCUGGCAUCUGUUCCCUCCGGAUUAUGUGGAGGACGAGUACAGGAUAUUGGAGAGCAUCAAGAUGCCCAGGACAAGCUUCCACAUCCAUGACAUUCUGCAGCUCGACUCUAAGCCGUCUCAGGAAGAAACAGAGGUCCAAGGUAGUACCACGGUGCUACCGACCACGAACGAUGUUCCGUCGGCGUACCAACAGUUCUUCGAGCACACGACGGCCAUGCUGCAGCCCGCGAUAUACGCGAACCUCAACAGAGGAACCCUACCACCGCCGCCACCUGGGUUACUGGGAUGGCCGACGGGUCCAACGCUACCAACCACGUUACCCCAACCUCUGGAAGAAGUGAAUGUGCUGCAGCAACCAGACUCAACUAGUCCAACGAUCUCAGACCUCUCGUUUCCACCGAAACAAGAGACGAACCAUGAGUGCAAGGAGGAAGAAUCGGCGGAUUUCGAAGACGAGCAACAAUCGAACGAGACUCAACCGCACGAAACGGAGCACAAGAAGCGAAAGAGACGAGUGUUGUUCUCCAAAGCACAAACUUUCGAACUCGAGAGACGUUUUCGUCAACAAAGAUACCUGAGUGCACCAGAAAGGGAGCAUCUAGCCUCGAUUAUUCGACUAACGCCCACACAGGUGAAAAUCUGGUUCCAGAAUCACAGGUAUAAGACGAAAAGGGCAGCUACAGAAAGGGUUGAGGCUGGUGGAAGUGGAUGUUCGCCAAGAAGAGUCGCCGUACCAUUAUUGAUCAAGGAUGGAAAGCCGUGUCAGUCGAAACUGAUGGAACCGUCUACUUAUCCGAGCACUGGUCAAGUUCCUAUGCCACCUUACAUGCAGAAACCGUAUUGGUGGUAA